Messenger RNA from Perkinsus marinus ATCC 50983, 199 nucleotides. RefSeq lists its product as hypothetical. The record is from RefSeq and is a predicted model, not a curated record. The annotation marks the transcript as partial. Gene Ontology annotation, cellular component: membrane. NCBI's taxonomy places the organism in Eukaryota, Perkinsozoa, Perkinsida, Perkinsidae. The transcript has 2 exons.
GCUACCCUUCUAUCGAUAGUGGUUAUUGUUCUUGGUGUGGUAGAUGUGAUAUUUGCUGUUGACUCAGUAACAGCUAAGAUCUCCCAGUAUGAUGACAUGUUCAUUAACUUCUCUUCCUCGAUAUUUGCUAUGUUAACUUUGAGAUCCUUGUACUUCCUGGUCGUCUAUUUGGCUGACCUCUUUGUUUUCAUGAAAUAUG